GUCGUACGGGAUUUUCAGCUUCAGAUUACUGGUGUCGCCCCCUCCAAGUGGAUAGAAAAAAAAGUGUUCAAAAUUUUGACUACUUUCUGUACCACCCAUACCACCCUGCCGAAAGCUCAUGCUCAACACAAACCCGCCUUUUACCAACACCAUCGAGAAACGACUCGAAGAAACACGCACUUCUGGAAGAAAUUCCAUUCUUCGUUGUAAAGCCAACUGAACUGGACCAGCAAGCGGCAGCUGAACGGUGGUGGUGUGAAAAGUUGUGAAAAAUCAGAGAGAAUCGAUCGGUCACGACGAAAACAAGUGUUUGUUUAGUGCAAAGCCAGUGAAAAUCAUUGAUUAAAAAGUUCAAAGUAUCGUUCCUGUAGUUCCAACAUGAGAGAAAUCGUGCAUCUGCAAGUGGGUCAAUGCGGAAACCAGAUUGGAUCCAAGUUCUGGGAAACCAUAUCGGACGAACAUGGCAUCAGCCCGGACGGUAUGUACAUAGGCAACAACGAUCUCCAGUUGGAGCGCAUCGAGGUAUACUACGAGGAAGCCAACGCAUACCGAUACGUUCCACGUGCCGUUCUGGUUGAUUUGGAACCGGGCACCAUGGAUUCGAUCCGUCAGUCGCCUUACGGAAAUUUGUUCCGACCGGACAGUUUCGUCUUCGGUCAAUCAGGGGCGGGUAACAACUGGGCCAAAGGUCACUACACAGAGGGGGCCGAACUGGUCGACUCCGUUCUGGAUGUGGUACGGAAGGAGGCGGAAACCUGCGAUUGCCUGCAGGGUUUCCAGCUAGCACAUUCCCUCGGCGGUGGCAGCGGAUCCGGAAUGGGUACACUGCUGGUUUCGAAGAUCCGAGAAGAGUAUCCGGACAGGAUUAUCAACUCGUUUUCGGUUUUCCCGUCUCCUAAGGUUUCGGAUACUGUCGUGGAGCCGUACAAUGCCGUCUUGUCCAUUCACCAGCUCGUGGAAAACACAGAUGGGACCUUCUGUAUUGAUAAUGAAGCGUUGUACGAUAUCUGUUUCCGAACAUUGAAACUUAGUUCGCCGACGUACGGUGAUCUCAAUCAUCUCGUUUCGCUCACCAUGUCCGGUGUGACAACGUGUUUCCGAUUCCCAGGUCAGCUGAAUGCCGAUCUUCGUAAACUUGCCGUCAAUAUGGUUCCUUUUCCGCGGCUGCACUUCUUCAUGCCCGGUUUUGCCCCGCUCACAGCCAAGGGCUCCCGGCAAUACCGCAUGGAGAGCGUCUCCGAGCUGACCGCGCAGAUGUUCGAUGCGAAGAACAUGAUGACGGCAUGCGAUCCCCGGCACGGACGGUACCUGACAUGUGCCGCCAUCUUCCGAGGUCUCGUAUCGAUGAAGGAAGUCGACCAACAGAUGAUGAACGUCCAGAGCAAAAACAGCAGCUACUUCGUGGAGUGGAUCCCGAACAACGUGAAGGUCGCCGUUUGCGAUAUUCCGCCUCGUGGGCUCAAAAUGUCGGCCACUUUCAUCGGUAAUUCAACGGCCAUUCAGGAGAUAUUCAAGCGCGUCUCCGAGCAGUUCACUGCCAUGUUCCGGCGCAAAGCCUUCCUCCACUGGUACACCGGCGAAGGCAUGGACGAAAUGGAGUUCACCGAGGCGGAGUCGAAUCUGAACGAUCUGAUCUCCGAGUACCAGCAGUAUCAGGAGGCUACGGCUGACGAGUACGCCGAUGGUGAGCAAGAAUUUAACGACGAGGAAGACCUUCAAGAAUAAGGCAAUAGUGUUCCUCGAGCAUGAGUAACCAAGUAACACGGUUGCACCUUAUCAUAAAUGUGUUCAGCUUGUAACUGUUUAUUCCAUGUAUUAACGAUAAAUUUUAACACGUAAUUUUAAGAUACAUAACAGGUUUAUAUAAGACAAUCUCUGAGUUAGCUUACGAAUAAUUAUAUUGUUUUGAGCAUCGGAAGCAUAAUUACCGUUUAUGUUUGAAUGUUUCAAAGAAAAUAUCGACAGUUGUAACAAAGUUUCAUUUGUUUCAUAUAAAUCUGUUUAGCGCAAUAAAUCCCUAAAAUGCUUAAA
Molecule: messenger RNA, 2031 nt
Organism: Aedes albopictus (Asian tiger mosquito)
Lineage: Eukaryota; Metazoa; Arthropoda; Insecta; Diptera; Culicidae
Product: tubulin beta chain
Exons: 6
Coding region: 379-1725 (448 amino acids)
Biological process (GO): microtubule cytoskeleton organization; mitotic cell cycle
Cellular component (GO): microtubule; cytoplasm
Molecular function (GO): GTP binding; structural constituent of cytoskeleton; GTPase activity
Source: RefSeq, a predicted model, not a curated record